AUGAAAACAAUGGACAAAGACAUAUCAAACUGGGUCAUGGAGUUUCUCCUUCGAAGCUCCGUACCCGAUUCCCUCAUCCAAAAAACCCUAACCGUUCUUCCACUUUCCGGCGCCGAUUCUCGCCUCAAACAAACCCUCCUCCUCCGCAUCCUCCAAACUCACCUCCACCACGCCUCCCUCUCCGAAACCUCCCUCCAAAUCAUCGAGCACCUCGAGGAGCUUUACCGCAGAGACGGGGUUCCUGUCCCCGCGGUAAUGCGCAGUGCUUAUUGCGCUGUUGCUGUUGAAUGUACCGUGAAAUACCUAAUUACAUCUCAUGAGGAUCCGUCCGGAGAAUAUAUUUCCGCUAUUCGACGGAUCUGGCGUGGCCGGGUUGUUCAAUUGUCGGCAGAGGGACGUCGGAGUGAGCUUUUAUCGGACGAGUUGACGCGUUGGGGGGAAGACAUUGAAGCGGCGCUUUGGGAUGUUAGGGUUUCGGAGAGGCUUGCGAGUUUGAAUACACGGAGAGACGCUAUGAAUGAAGUUAAGAGGUUUUUGAAGGAUGCGUGGCAAGUUAUGGGACCUUCGUUUCUUGAUUCGAUGGCAAUGGGUUCGAAAGGGAAUGGUUUGGGUCCUGAAGGUGUUUGUGGAAAUGCUUCGGGUAGUGAAAAGAUGAGAAAGAGUGAUGCAAGGUUAGAGAGUUUGGGAAAGGAGAAAAUGUGCUCUGUUGGAGAUGAUAACAAUGAUAAUGAUAAUGUUGAUGAUGAUGGUGGUGAUGAUGAUGACGACGUGGAAGUGAUGGGUGAAGACCAUGGCAAUGAAGGAUUUGAAGAGAGAGUUGGUACUUCUGUUGAUGCAAAUCAGGAAGUGGGUGGGUGUGAUUCUUCAAAUGUAGAUAAAGAAAUCUGGGAAGACAAUGUUCGGCUCAAACACAAGCACUCUGCACUACGAACAUGCCAUAGGGGAGUUAAAAUCUCUGGUACUGAGGAAGUGAGGCCAACAAAUUUAUCGAGUAAAUAUAAAAUCUUGCCUAGUCCUGAAGUAAAUAAAGUUCGGGAAUCCCUUAAAUCAAGUUCUAUGGAGUUAAAGGCAUUGGUCAAGGAUCCUCUUCCCGAUGCAUUGCGAUCAUCUGAAGAUGUAAGAUCCAAAUUGGCAACAAAACAUAUAAAUCCUGGGUCACCCUGUGAAAAUCAGAAUGGACAUGUAGAUGUGCGACAUUCAGAUGGAUCGAAAACUAUUGUACUCUAUCAGCCUAAUGAUGCCAAUCCUGCAAAGAAGUCUUCUGUUCCUUGUAGUAAUGAUCGUGGCCCCAACUUUAUGGGACGGGCAAGUUCUGCUCAUACUUACGAGUUGGAUGAUUCAAUAGAUAACUCACUGCAAGCAAGACAGCCAAGAAGGAAGAAAAGGAAAUGGACUUCAUUGGAAGAGGAGACACUAAGGGCUGGUGUAAAAAUGUUUGGAGAAGGAAACUGGAGAACAAUUAGAGACUUUUACAGCAACAUAUUCGAAUAUAGAAGUGGGGUUGAUCUAAAAGACAAGUGGAGAAAUAUGAUGCGGUGA
This is a messenger RNA of Vicia faba (fava bean), 1539 nucleotides long. NCBI's taxonomy places the organism in Eukaryota, Viridiplantae, Streptophyta, Magnoliopsida, Fabales, Fabaceae. The record is from the annotation of a GenBank genome assembly.